Megalops cyprinoides (Indo-Pacific tarpon) is the source of this 3426-nucleotide messenger RNA. RefSeq names its product SRY-box transcription factor 4a (gene sox4a). Bases 510 to 1628 code for a protein of 372 amino acids. Gene Ontology annotation, molecular function: RNA polymerase II cis-regulatory region sequence-specific DNA binding; DNA-binding transcription activator activity, RNA polymerase II-specific. The transcript has a single exon. NCBI's taxonomy places the organism in Eukaryota, Metazoa, Chordata, Actinopteri, Elopiformes, Megalopidae. Gene Ontology annotation, biological process: positive regulation of transcription by RNA polymerase II; anatomical structure morphogenesis; cell differentiation. The record is from RefSeq and is a predicted model, not a curated record.
CUGCAGAUGAAAGGUGGACUAUGAACAAGUUUAACAACUCAGUCUUUCCGCAUGGUUCCAAGUCUUGUAGAGAAGGCUAUGCAGAAUAUGUUUUGUUGCUUAUAAGAAAGCCGAGCAGAGCUUUGCAACGUCAGAGUGCUCAGAGUAGCACAAGACUCGUAUUCAGCCGUGCUGGCAGUUGAGGUGGAAACAGCUUGCUGAAGACAGUUAGGGUUUGAACCCGUUACAUAAAACACGCUUUGGGGGGGACAGUGCGCUUUGGAAACUGGAAACCGCCUCUGCUGACAGAGAGCUGAACCGCUGAGCAGAGAUACUUUCAAAGGAACUUUUGUCCUCAUCCGUGUAGCCACAGCACAUACCAGGCUAUUUACUGUCUCGUUCUCAAGAUUUAUACAGUUAAUGCAAUCUGGGGGAAACUAAGAGUUUGUAUUACUAGAACUGUCAAGACUCAAAUCUGCAUUGAAGAGACAGUUAUUAGUUUUCUGAAACUGAUCCCUACAGACUGAACUAUGGUUGAGCAUACGAGCAACACGGAGAACACUGGGGCUGUGCUGGCGGGAGAGUUAACCGAUUCUGGAGACACCGACCAGGAGUUGGCUGCUUCCCCGACUCCCGGCUCCCCGGCAUCCGCGGGAGAUAAACUGGACGCUGCCUGGUGCAAAACCCCCACCGGCCACAUCAAGAGACCGAUGAACGCGUUCAUGGUCUGGUCGCAGAUUGAGAGGCGUAAAAUCAUGGAACAGUCACCAGACAUGCACAACGCCGAGAUCUCCAAGAGACUGGGCAAGCGCUGGAAGCUCCUGAAAGACAGCGACAAGAUCCCCUUCAUUCGAGAGGCGGAGCGUCUCCGGCUGAAGCACAUGGCGGACUACCCAGACUACAAGUACCGGCCGAGAAAGAAAGUGAAGUCUAGCAGCUCCAAACCUGGUGAAAAGGGAGAGAAGAGCAGCAGCGCCGGCCCUAAGCCCUCGUUGAAAAAGGGCAGCGGGUCGAAAUCGCUCAGUAAACCGCACAAGGUGGUUCUGGGGAGCGCCAAAUCCGCAUUCCCGGAACAAGUCUCUAGCGCGGUCCCUACAGAUCACCAUUCGCUCUACAAAUCCAGGUCGGUUUCGGCUGCCAAGCAGGUCCCAGACAAGAAAACUAAGCGGGGUUGCAUGUUUGGGGGGAACAACCACGGCGCCAGUCCGUCUUCAGCGGCUGUCCCCGCAAGUCCCACCCUGAGCAGCUCUGCUGAAUCUGGUGACCCUCUGAGCCUUUAUGAGGACGGAGCGGUAAGUGGAAAGGCAGGCGCCGAUUCCCCCAGCGCGUCAUCCGACCACUUCAGGUACUCCAACAUGCGGGCAUCUUCACCCACUCCCUCCGCUUCCCUCUCGUCGUCUUCUCAGUCUUCGUCCUCGGACGAAGAGUUCGAAGACGACUUGCUGGACCUGAACCCCAGUCCAGGUUUUGAUAGCAUGUCGCUGGGGAGUAUUGGGUCGUCAGUUUUGGACAGAGACUUGGAUUUUCAUUUUGAGUCGGGCUCCGGUUCCCACUUUGAGUUUCCCGACUACUGCACUCCAGAGGUGAGCGAAAUGAUUUCAGGGGACUGGCUGGAGUCGACUAUUUCCAAUUUGGUAUUCACUUAUUGAAGGACAAAUCCAUGCCUUGUAACAGGAAUAAUUUGUUUUGCUCUAAAUAAAGGGAUUCUGAGAAGGCGAGUUUGAUAGAUGGGUCCCGCUUGAGAAAGUGGGACAGCAGAAGUGAACUAAGCAAAUGCUUGUUUUACUCCAAGGAUCAAGGACUGCGGAUAGCGACUGGAAACAAGGUUGAAGAAAUUGCUUACCUAGCCUAUUUGGCAGGAGAAGAGAGGAAGAUGACGGUGUGCCCUGAUGAGGACUGACUGAGACCUUAUUGACAAAUACUCGGUCCGGACGAUAAGGUUGAUUUGCACGUACAUGAAGGCGGGCUUAGGUCGGAUGCUUUAAUCAACGUUACUUAAAAAGGGACAUUUUGAGAAGUUUUUUUUUGAUAGUUAAGUGAACUACAGUACUUAGAGGUACAGAAAUGUGCCAAAUUACGCUGUUCUCCCGCGUAAUGGAUUAAUUGAUCAGGUGGGUUGGCUUAAAAUAACUUUUAAAAAAGAGAUGCGCGCAUGUCUUUCGGUGAGAUUUCGGUGAGGCUGUUGAACAGUUAUAGGUAGGGGUCGGUUUAUUUAAACGGAUUGAUGGCGCGAUGGUUAUUUCAUAGAAUGACAACGAUCACCAGCUUUUUCAUCCUUAACUUCAGGAUUCAAAAACGCAACUCAAAUCUGUGCUGAACUUUAUACACUGCAAUUCAGGACCAAAAUUCUUAAGGGUUACUUUUCCAUCCUCGUGUUUUUCUCCUUUGUACCAUGUAUCUAGAUGACAUUUUUAUAUGGAUGUAUUUAUACUGGCCAAACAUUUUUACUGUAAUUUUUGUUCACGUAGAUCUUGUUGUGUAUAACUGCACCGUCUGUUUCCUUCGCGGAAGGGCUAGUUUUACCUUUUUUUAUUUAAAUGUAGACUUCUGACACUUAAAGAGAUUAAACGUUUCGUUAUUUUCUAAGUGUAUUUUUGUACAAAAAUAUAAAGGGGGUGUCAAUCGGUGUAUAUCGCUGUUUGGAUUUCCUAUUUUUAAGACCAGGGGGCUGGUUAUGUCAGAAUCGGCCCCCUUUCCAUGUUUACAGUAUCAGUCUGCAGGCUUCUUAAAGACACAGUAUCUCAAAUUUGAAAAGCCCUGUAAAAAAACCAUGUGCAUCGAGCCAUCGAUACAAGUUUUCAGCAGCUCCGUCUGCCCUUUGUUUUCGCAUGUUGUCCAAUAAGAGAUACUGUAGCUUUAACCAUUUCUUUGCUCUCUUUAUGGUAAAAAGUUAGGUUUAAACCACUGGAUGGAAUCGAAAACACAUUCUAAAUGCCUCUGAGUUCGCAACAACUACGUACUGCGUUUCUCAUUGUAUCAGAACAUGUAAUCGCUUCUACUUGUUAGCUAAAUUAUAGCUACUUGUCUUAGUAUCUUACGGCAUGGUGAAUAACAUUUGUAUUUCUGAUUCAGGUUUAAGUAGAGCAGUUGGUUAAGAAAAACAGCAUCAACGUGAAAACAUAUUUGUACAUUUUACUGUAUUAUAUGCAAAGAUUAUGUGUUAAUGUAUGUUGAGAUAUAACAUGACAGGCUCUAGAACAGCCAUCUUUAUAAAUCUUCACGUGCAUUUACAGUUGCUGUUGUUCAUGUUUUUAUACGUAUACAAUUUAAUUUGUGACUUGUGUUCAUUCAUUCUGUGCAAUAUGCUUUGUAGAGUAUUGUUUUGACUAAUCAUGCCAUAUCUCAACAUUUGAGUUGGAAAACUCAAUGCCAGCCAAUUGUGUUAAGUCACUGCUUGUCAGGUCUUCUGUAAAUAAAGUUCUCUUUUUCCAAGAAGGAAAUAAAAUC